Molecule: messenger RNA, 453 nt
Organism: Manduca sexta (tobacco hornworm)
Lineage: Eukaryota; Metazoa; Arthropoda; Insecta; Lepidoptera; Sphingidae
Exons: 1
Coding region: 1-453 (150 amino acids)
Source: RefSeq, a predicted model, not a curated record
AUGGAUGAAUUUCAUCGCGGCAUGGACGAGCUACAACGCGGCAUACAAAACAUGCAGAGAAACAUGCCGAAGAGUGGAGCAUCCAUUGAGAUAACAAAUAACCAUUACAUACUGCAGGUUUAUCUUAAUGGCUACGAGGACAAAGACAUUGAGGUAAAGUCGAAACCAGGCUGGGUGAUGAUAAAAGCCAUCCACAGAGACCAAAAUGGAAAGGACAGGAAUUAUUUGGAGAUGCUUUCCUUGCCUGAUAACGUCGAUCCAGCUGGAGAAUGGACUUAUUCGCAAGGAGUUCUGAAGAUAGACUUCAAGAUCAAAAAUAGUUUCGAAAACUCCAAUGUUGUUUGGCAUUCAGUGAUAAGUGUAGACAAUAAUAAUAUAUACGGGCACAAUGUGGGGCAAGCCGAAGUGCAACAUGAGAAUAAUGAUCAGAUGUACACAAACGUGAAACACUAA